AUGGCAAGCCUCUCCUCCCGUAGCUUCAGGUCCUCAAGCGGAUCCAUGAUCGGCGGAUCUCAGGGCUCUUCCCGGAUGUCCAUGUCCGGAGGAGCAGUCGUUGGUGGCCGCAUGAGCAUGAUGCGGGCAGGCAGCGUGUACGGAGGUGCCGGGGGCUCCGGGGUUCGCAUCUCCAGUGCUUCACAGUCGUUGUCCAUGGCUGGUUUGGGAGGGGGCUAUGGCUUCAGCCAAGGUGGAGGCUUCAGUGUGUGCACUGGCAUGGACGCCGUCAUCGGCAAUGAGAAGUUUACCAUGCAGAACCUCAACGACCGUCUGGCCUCAUACCUGAUGAAGGUGCGCUCCCUGGAGAAAGCCAAUGCCGAGCUGGAGCUGAAGAUCCGCCAGUUCCUGGAGAGCAGGACCUCCCCCACUGCUCGUGACUACACUGCAUUCCAGGCCACAAUCAGGGACCUCCAAGGCAGGAUUCAGGCAGCCAUUCAAAUGAAGGGCACUGUUCAUCUGAGCAUUGAUAACGCUAAGCUGGCCAUGGAUGACUUCAGAGUAAAGUAUGAGAAUGAAUUGGCCAUGAGGCAGUCUGUGGAGGGUGACAUUAUUGCACUAAGGAGAGUGCUGGAUGAGCUCAACUUCUCCAAGAAUGACCUCACCAUGCAGAUUCAGGGUCUUAAGGAGGAGCUGAUCUACCUCAAGAAGAACCACGAUGAGGAGGUCCUGGCCUUGCGUGCAAAUCUAGGUGUGAAUGUAAACGUAGAAGUUGAUGCAGCGCCACAAGAAGACCUCACUAAAGUCAUGGCUGAAAUCCGUGAGCACUACGAGUCGGCCACAGCUAAGAACCGCAGGGAACUUGAAAACUGGUUCCAGGCCAAGACAGAGGCACUCAGCAAAGAGGUCGCCACUGGCACUGAAACCUUGCAAACUUCGCGUACAGAGGUCACUACAGUGAAAAGCACCCUGCAGGCGUUGCAAAUAGAGCUCCAAUCACUCAUCGCAUUGAAAGGAACCCUGGAAAGCACCUUGGCGGAGACUCACGCACGCUACGCCAGCCGUUUAUCCGGCUACCAGAUGCAGGUUACCAGUUUGGAGGAGCAGCUGGUGCAGCUUCGUGCUGACCUAGAACGCCAAGGUUACGAGUACAAGGUGCUGCUGGACAUCAAGACCAGACUGGAGAUGGAAAUUGCCGAGUACAGGAGGCUGCUGGAUGGAGAGGGCAGCAGGUGA
Messenger RNA from Chanos chanos (milkfish), 1215 nucleotides. RefSeq names its product keratin, type I cytoskeletal 13-like. Gene Ontology annotation, cellular component: cytoskeleton. Lineage: Eukaryota; Metazoa; Chordata; Actinopteri; Gonorynchiformes; Chanidae. The transcript has 7 exons. The record is from RefSeq and is a predicted model, not a curated record. Bases 1 to 1215 code for a protein of 404 amino acids. Gene Ontology annotation, molecular function: structural molecule activity.